CUUCCCUUCCAAAGCCUCCCAAAGCCUUCUCUUGGCGACACCACGCACCCGACGAAACGCGACGCCUCCCCUCGGAAACCCGCCGGCGAAGCACGAACAAAUCGGAAAACGGAAGACUCCUCCUUUUUGAUGACAGAUAGGAGGAGCGGCGGAGCGACCGAGACCACCAGACGACAAGGCCGUGGCGGCGGCGGCGACGAGAGGGACCAUGGCCAGGGCUCUGACCAGGAAUCCUCUAAUGGCGGCCGUCGGCCUCUGGGAGAGGCUGAUAGCCGCACCGGUUCUCUCAUCCUAUUCCCCUUUGUGUAGAAACUAUGGCACCUCUGCCUACAAGAACGAGCAGCGCCACCAGAAGUACUCCACCGAAGCGGCCGUGGCCGAGGUGGAGGGGUUGCGGCCGCUGCCGGGCGGCGGUGGUGGCUGGGAUUUCGUGGGAGCGAAGGAGUAUCUGGAUUAUAGGAGGGCCUUGUAUGGAGAGAUCACGCACAAGGCCGUCCUUGUGGACGCCGUUGGCACCCUCGUCGUCCCUUCUCAGCCGAUGGCUCAGAUUUACAGGAAUAUUGGAGAGAAAUAUGGCGUCCAGUACUCAGAAGAUGAGAUAUUGAAUCGGUACCGAUGGGCCUAUGAGCAGCCAUGGGGCAGAUCUCGUUUGAGGUAUGUGGCUGAUGGGAGGCCCUUUUGGCAAUUCAUAGUUAGUUCUUCAACAGGGUGUUCAGAUUUACAAUACUUCGAAGAGCUGUAUCAAUACUAUUCAACUGAAAAGGCUUGGCAUCUUUGCGAUCCUGAUGCAGAAAAGGUUUUUCAAGCUUUUAGAAAGGCUGGAGUGAAAACAGCUAUAGUCUCGAAUUUUGACACCCGCUUACGGCCUCUGUUGCAAGCACUAAAGUGUGAUCACUGGUUUGAUGCAGUUGCGGUGUCAGCUGAGGUAGCAGCUGAGAAGCCCAACCCGACAAUAUUUUUCAAGGCCUGUGAGCUGUUGGGAGUAAAACCUGAGGAAGCAGUGCAUGUAGGUGAUGAUCGCAGGAAUGAUAUUUGGGGAGCUAGGGAUGCAGGUUGCGAUGCAUGGCUUUGGGGCACCGAUGUCCACUCUUUCAAGGAGGUUGCUCAAAGAAUUGGAGUCCAAGUUGGAGGAAGCAUUCAUGCUCAUGGCACCAAGUGAUUCAGUGUUCAGAUCGUGUGUACAGGAUAUCAUCUCUUCCCUGUCAGCUAGUUUCUGAUUGUAGCUAUAUUAGAUAAAAUUGCAGAAAGAAAUAAUAAGAAAGAAGGGAGAUGUAUCAGGACAAUGCGAUGUUGGUGAAUUAUCAGUUUCUUAAGUUGGAAAUAAUUAUGCGAACUUGGAUAUCCAUCAUCACUAUCUAUUGCCAUAUUUUGCUGUUGGGAAUCAUGUAACUUGAGCAAGGAAUAUGCAAUAAGACAAAAAGAGAAGAGUGUGAGAUAUGUAACAAAAAAUGAAAAUCUUCUCUCGAGGAAGUUAUGUAACCGAGACUUGAGUGUGUUCGUGGAAUUUUGAAAUAGAUUUGAAUUGGCCUUUCUGAUUUCUAA
Molecule: messenger RNA, 1542 nt
Organism: Elaeis guineensis (African oil palm)
Lineage: Eukaryota; Viridiplantae; Streptophyta; Magnoliopsida; Arecales; Arecaceae
Source: RefSeq, a predicted model, not a curated record